UCUAAUGAAACUAACACUGUAUAUCAAAAUAUUGUAAAUAGAUAAAACGUUGUCCAUGUAUCUAAAUGUCGAGUUGAAGGCCACAGCAAGAGAUUUUUUACAAUAGGAAUACAAAAACAGGUCAGCUAACAAAGGAGCACAGUUCUUGACCAUGGGGAUUCCAGUAGUUUGUUAGAAAACCCGAUCUCCAAAGACUACGUGGAUAUUAUCAAUGAGGAACUCCAGCAAAUCAAAUUUCUCCCGAUCUCGACUUUUAUCGGACUACAACGUUGGCAGGAGGAGGACAAAUUGAACCAUGUGGAAGUUUCUUUUUCUUACUCUUAACAUUUCAAGUGUGACGUGUUUGAUGAUGGGCGGUAGCGACUUCUACUCGCUGUCUCCGUUUGAACGGAGUGCGUUUGAAGGGGUACCCGGAAUCCCUGCAGAACAACUCUACAAAAUGGCUGACGGCUCGGUCACGGACGCCAUCAAGUUAAAGGCAAGACUGUCAGUGUCCGGCGGUGGAGCUUCAUCUGUCCCCAUUGCUGGUGCUCUGGGUUUGCCUACUGCCGCGAUGACCGGUGGUGGCGCUGUUACAAGAGGACUACCCGGCCAGAAUCCGGGAUUUUAUACCUUUCAGCAGCCACAGCCAUUUAGGGCUCCUACGCUGACGUAUUCACAUCCCAGCAUGCAUUACAACUUCGGGAACAUGGCCGCAUUAGCUCUUAUUGAUUAAGGAAAAACAACGCUGAAAAACACCAAACAUGUGAAUUGUAGUCAAGCAUCAAUGUCAAUAAAUCAAGGUUGUUUUGUUCUCAA
This is a messenger RNA of Ostrea edulis (European flat oyster), 798 nucleotides long. RefSeq lists its product as uncharacterized. The coding region runs from base 296 to 715 and encodes 139 amino acids. The transcript is spliced from 5 exons. Lineage: Eukaryota; Metazoa; Mollusca; Bivalvia; Ostreida; Ostreidae. The record is from RefSeq and is a predicted model, not a curated record.